This is a messenger RNA of Eimeria tenella, 907 nucleotides long. RefSeq lists its product as uncharacterized. The annotation marks the transcript as partial. The transcript is spliced from 3 exons. The record is from RefSeq and is a predicted model, not a curated record. Lineage: Eukaryota; Apicomplexa; Conoidasida; Eucoccidiorida; Eimeriidae.
AGAGCUGGGGCUUGCUGCUGCUGCUGCUGUAUUUGACGUUGUGUGUAAGGACUUCACGCCCUUCAAUCCUGCUGCUGCUGCUGCUGCUGCUGCUGAGGGAGACGCCGAGGGGGAGGGCGACGCGGCUGCUGCUGCUGCUGCCGCUGCUGCUGCUGCUGCACGCACGGUGGUUGAGGAGGACGCCGUGCUGCAAGAGCUGCUGCAGAAGCUGCAGCAGCAAGACGACCUGCAGCAACAGGCACAGCAGAGCAGCAGCAGCACUGUCAGCAGCAACGGCGGCAGCAACAGCAGCCUCCAGAGCAGCAGCAGCAGCAGCAGCAGCAGCAGCAACGCCAAGUCGGUCCCCUUUUCUUCAAAGAGGCGCCCAUAUACUAUAAAGCUGCGGGCAGUGGGGAGCCUCAAGCGACAACACCGCCGCAGCAAGCAGCCGCAGCAGCAGCAGCAGCUGCUGCUGCAGCAGCAGCAGCACGACGAGGACAGUGGCUUCAGCAGCAGCGCGGACUCUUCUAAGUGUGACUCUGAGGAAGAGACAGACCCGAGCUUGGCGCUGCUGGAAGCUGCUGCUGCUGCCCUUGGCCUCCUAGAACCAAGCCACCUGCAGCAGCAGCAGCAGGAGCAGCAGCAGCAGCAGCAGGAGCAGCAGCAGGAGCAGAAGCGAAACCGCGUCAAACGGGCACUGCAGCAGCCGUUGACUGAGGAGGGGGUGCUGCAAGUUGCUCAGGACCUCUUCGGCCCCUGCAGCAGCAGCAUCACCAACAGCAGCAGCAGCAGCAGCAGCAGCACAAGCAGCAGCAGCGGCAGCGCCCAAGCAGCAGCAGCAGCAGCAGCAGCAGCGGCGAGGCUGGCGUGCAUGCUCGCUGUUGCGACAGCCACGCCGUGUCUUUGCUGCUCUCAGAUGACCCGGUAG